CCGUCCCCGUCCCCCGGCUGUGCUCGGCCCCGCGCUGCGCGGGAUGGCCGUGCCGGAGCUGUGAGCCCAGCCCAGCCCGCAGCGGCCCAUGGACGGCAAAACCCCUCCGACCACUGCAUCACCGGGCAGUGUCCCCUCCAGCCUCCAUGCCUCCACGGUCAGCAGCAUCUUCGGCGCCCGACCCCCGCAGCUCCAGGAGAGCGUCCUCGGCAUCAGCUUCAAACCCUACAGCCCCGAGGGCAGCCCGGCCCCCACGCCCUGCACGGCCUGUGAGAGCACACGAUCCUCCAUGUUCAGAGCUCCCUGCAUGAGCCAGCGGCGGCUUGUGCUCAUCUUCUGCGUCUCCGUCCUCAUCGUGCUGCUCAUCGCCCUCAUCCUGCUGUUUAUGUUCUGGCGGUCGCAGACGGGCAUCGUGUACAAGGAGCCGGCCGAGAGCUGCAAGGACAGCGCCGUGCGCUGCGACGGCAUCGUCGACUGCUCCCAGCGCAGCGACGAGCUGGGCUGUGUGCGCUUCACAUCCGAGGAGUCCUUGCUCCACGUCUACUCCAGCACCGAGAGCCAGUGGCUGCCAGUGUGCAGCAGCGCCUGGGACGAGUCCUUCUCCAGGAAGACCUGCCGGCAGCUGGGGUUUCAGAAUGCAUCUCAGACCGAAUACAUCCCCCUGCGCGUCUCUGGCAAGAGCCUCACGGUGACUGAUGAGCGAGAGACCAUCCAGCAGAGCCUCAACAGCUCACAGUGUCUCACGGGAAAGUACGUCUCCCUCCGAUGCACAACCUGUGGGCAGAGGAUUUCUGGCCGGAUCAUCGGGGGAAAGGAGACCUCUGUGAACAAGUGGCCGUGGCAGGUCAGCGUGCAGUACGGGCCCAUCCACAUCUGCGGCGGCACCAUCAUCGACGCGCAGUGGGUGCUCACGGCAGCCCACUGCUUCUUCAUGAACAGCAUGAAGAUCCUGGACGACUGGAAGGUGUACGGGGGGGUGUCGGACCUGAAGCAGCCCAUGGAGGGCAUCCCUGUGUCCCAGGUCAUCAUCAACUCCAACUACAGCGACGACCACGACGACUACGACAUCGCCCUCAUGAAGCUCUCCAGGCCACUGACACUCUCAGCCCAUGUUCGCCCAGCCUGCCUCCCCACGUAUGGCCAGCGAUUCCAGACCGGCAGGUCCUGCUUCAUCACGGGCUUUGGGAAGACCAGGGAGAAUGAAGAUAACACGUCCCCAAAGCUGCGGGAGGCCGAGGUGAAGCUCAUCGACUACAAGAUCUGCAACAGCGACAAGGUGUACGAGGGCUACCUGACCCCCAGGAUGAUGUGUGCUGGGUACCUGCAGGGAGGCAAAGACGCCUGCCAGGGUGACAGCGGAGGGCCCCUGGUCUGCGAGGACAAUGGCCGCUGGUACGUGGCCGGGGUGACAAGCUGGGGAACAGGAUGUGGCCAGAAGAACAAGCCUGGAGUUUACACCCGGGUGACAAAGCUCCUCAGCUGGAUAUACAGCAAAAUGGAGAGCGAGAAUGACUAAAACCGGGAUGGACACUUGCCUGGGCUGUACCUCUCCAGCUGGCACAGGCCACUGCCCCGGGCUGCUGCCAGGGCACAAUGCUACCAGCCCAUCCCACACCUCUCUGGACUGUCCAUGCAGCCAGGGACCUGUCGCUGCCCCCGAACUCUGAAAACACGGCGCCUGUGAAGUGACUCUGCCCUCUCCUUGUGCCAGGGGGUGACCUGGUGGCAGCUGGGCACAGCACCCAGCCAGCCCCAGGGGGACACAGCCCAUGCUGGCAGCUGACUGUGCUGGCUGGGGGCACCUCCUCACCCCGUGUCUGUGGUUCUCCUGUAAAUAGACCUGUCUGGACGGGGUGUCACGAGUGCUUCCUGGCAGGACUGUGGCACCCUCGGCGGGCGAGGUGCCUGCAGUGGCAGUGGGGUGCCCACGUUGAGGGAACACUCCUCGUGCCAGAUCACAGCUGUGCCACCUUGGGGUGCGGGAUGGGGCAGCUGUGCCCACACUGCCCACACCUACGGCUUCCCCACGAAGGGGAGCCCCGAGGUGCAGUUAUUCCACCCUCCGGGAGGAGCGGCCGGUGCUCUCGUGUUUGUGGAUAGAUUUAGGAAGUGUCUAAUGUUCUGCCCUGUGAGAGAAAUACCUGUUUGUUUAUUUUUCCUUGCCGUGGAUCUGGUCUGAGCCAGAGCUCCCCUCAGGACCGCAGCCAGCCUCGGUCCCCACCCUGCUCUGGGGAGGACUUGGGAGCAGAGUGGGGCAGGUCUGAGCUCCGGGGGUGGCUGCAGGAGGUGUGACCAAAGCCAGCAGCAGCAGCCAAAGGCCAAGCUGGAGUGUGAUGCAGAGCAGCCACCUUCCCGGGCAGCACCCAGCGUGAGCCAGCCCUGGAUUCCCCUGCUGUGAGCUCAGUGGCCGUGCUGGAUUGCUGCCUCUGGCUCCCAGCAUGCAGGGAUGGCCCAGCCAGCCUCACCU
Molecule: messenger RNA, 2467 nt
Organism: Lepidothrix coronata (blue-crowned manakin)
Lineage: Eukaryota; Metazoa; Chordata; Aves; Passeriformes; Pipridae
Gene: TMPRSS13
Product: transmembrane protease, serine 13
Exons: 13
Coding region: 89-1516 (475 amino acids)
Biological process (GO): proteolysis
Cellular component (GO): membrane
Molecular function (GO): serine-type endopeptidase activity; protein binding
Source: RefSeq, a predicted model, not a curated record